Messenger RNA from Xyrauchen texanus (razorback sucker), 2456 nucleotides. Its product is annotated as gastrula zinc finger protein XlCGF57.1-like. Bases 226 to 2013 code for a protein of 595 amino acids. Lineage: Eukaryota; Metazoa; Chordata; Actinopteri; Cypriniformes; Catostomidae. Gene Ontology annotation, biological process: regulation of transcription by RNA polymerase II. Gene Ontology annotation, molecular function: RNA polymerase II cis-regulatory region sequence-specific DNA binding; DNA-binding transcription factor activity. The record is from RefSeq and is a predicted model, not a curated record. The transcript has 5 exons.
GUUUGUUUCAUCAUUACUGCAGAUCAAUAUUAGACGCUGAUAAGAUCAAAGCAGGCCCCGUCCGCCGGUCCGAGGGAGUUGUACCCGGAGCCGUCAUGUCCUUCCAGAGAUAGGAGGCAGGGGCGAGGAGCCUACCCCCAUGCGGGACAGGGCUCAGCUGGUGGUGGUGGGGUGGUGGAGGUUGCAGUGUUAGCACACCGAAACAGCAAUGUGAUAGAUUACCCGAUGGAAGUCAAUAAAGUGGAGGAGAAAUAUCAUCAUCUCUCACACACUGAAGAGAACCAAAGAGGAGCCGAAAAAUCUUCUACCUGCACUGUGUAUGAAAAGAUUUUCACACAUAACGAAAAUCACAAGACAGUUCACACUGGAGAGAGGCGGCACAUGUGUGAUCAGUGUGGAAAGAGUUUCAUACGAAAAGCAAAUCUUACGAGGCACAUGAGAGUUCAUACUGGAGAGAAGCCGCACACUUGUGAUCAGUGUGGAAGGAGUUUCACACAUAAAGAUUACCUUACGAGACACAUGACCGUUCACACUGGGGAGAAACCACACACGUGUCAUCAGUGUGGAAAGAGUUUUAAAAAUAAAUCAAAACUUCCGAAUCACAUGAGAAUCCAUUCUGGAGAGAAACCGCACACAUGUAAUCGGUGUGGAAAGAGUUUCAUCCGAAAGGAAUCACUUACAUAUCACAUGAGAAUCCACACUGGAGAAAAGCCAUACACAUGUGAUAAGUGUGGAAAGAGUUUCACUGUUAAAGCAAACUUUAAGACUCACAUGAAGGUUCACACUGGAGAGAAGCCGUACACUUGUGAUCAGUGCGGAAAGAGUUUUGCACAGCUGAACGAUUUAAAAAAUCACCAGAAUAUGCACAGCGGUGUGAAGAAUUAUGUGUGCUUUGAGUGUGCAAAGUCUUUUACUACAGGUGGCCUAUUAAAACAGCACCAAAGAAUUCACACUGGUGAAAAACCUCACAAGUGUUCACACUGUGACAAGAGAUUCACUAUGUCAUCAAACCUGAAAACACAUGAGAGAAUCCACACUGGAGAGAGGCCGUAUAACUGCCGUCCAUGUGGGAAAAGUUUCAUCCAUAAAAAAAAUCGAAUGAAUCACAUUACUGUUCACACUGUAGAGAAGCUGCACACAUGUGAUCAGUGUGGGAAGAGUUUCUCACAAAAAUCCAAUCUUACAAAGCAUGUGAAAAUUCAUACUGGAGAGAAGCCGCACACAUGUGAUCAGUGUGGAAGGAGUUUCACACAAAAAUCCAAUCUUACAAAGCAUGUGAAAAUUCAUACUGGAGAGAAGCCGCACACUUGUGAUCAGUGUGGAAGGAGUUUCACACAUAAAGAUUACCUUACGAGACACAUGACCGUUCACACUGGGGAGAAACCACACACGUGUCAUCAGUGUGGAAAGAGUUUUAAAAAUAAAGCAAAACUUCCGAAUCACAUGAGAAUCCAUUCUGGAGAGAAACCGCACACAUGUAAUCGGUGUGGAAAGAGUUUCAUCCGAAAGGAAUCACUUACAUAUCACAUGAGAAUCCACACUGGAGAAAAGCCAUACACAUGUGAUAAGUGUGGAAAGAGUUUCACUGUUAAAGCAAACUUUAAGACUCACAUGAAGGUUCACACUGGAGAGAAGCCGUACACUUGUGAUCAGUGCGGAAAGAGUUUUGCACAGCUGAACGAUUUAAAAAAUCACCAGAAUAUGCACAGCGGUGUGAAGAAUUAUGUGUGCUUUGAGUGUGCAAAGUCUUUUACUACAGCCAGUGAAUUGAAACAGCACCAAAGAAUUCACACUGGAGAAAAACCUUACAAGUGUUCACACUGUGACAAGACAUUCACUAAUUCUGGACACUUGAAAACACAUGAGAGAAUCCACACUGGAGAGAGGCCGUAUAACUGCCGUCCAUGUGGGAAAAGUUUCAUCCAAAUUGGUAAUCUACAGAGGCAUAUGAAAAGCCAUCAUCCAAAGUCUUCAUAUAAAGAUAAAGGCGUGGCUGUGAAUGGAGGUUCCUAACAGUUAAUCGUACAUGACAACUGUACCAAUAUAAACACAAGCUGCCUAAAAUCUGUGUAUUACAAACAGACUCUGUAAUGUGGAGAGCUCGUUUCUAUGAAAUAACUUCGACUUUUAUGACGCUCUUAUUGCAGAAAUAAUGGCAAGUUAAACUGGAAGUGUUGAAGAAGUGUCGAUGCUUUUAGCCAUAUUUUAAUGACAUUUUUGCUGUUAUCUUGGGGAUUUCACCCAAACAUGAAAAGUUUUCUGUCUUCUGUGGAACACAAAAGGAAAUGCUAUGCAUAGUGUUAGUCACCUUUCACUUUUAAAGCAUCUUUUCCAUACAAGUGAAGUGCUGAAGUAUAGUCUUAUUGUUUCCGCCCUCUAGUGGUCAAACUGUUUAAUGCUCUUUUCUCCAUAAUAAAUAUUGCAGUUUGGACUCAUGUUAUUGUCAUUAACAAAAA